ACUAAGUUGGGUGAGUCACGUGGAUUUGCUUCCACCUUUUGACCCUUCCACACCCCUCUCUUACCAGUUUCCGCCACCCCCCAAGUCUUAACCUACGCUCCCUGCAUUUUAGCACUUUUCCUUUCUCACUGUUACUUAACCUACACCCUAAUCGUGUACUUUAGCAAUACCCCACCCCCUCCAUUUUGCAUAUUCUCUUUAGUGAUUAUCUUUCUAUUUCAAAACCAAGAAAGGAAAAAAGAACAAAAAAGCACUCUACAAAACAAAACAAAAAAAAAACUAGGGUUUUUUCUUCAUUUCACAGAGUAUCAGACUUUGUUGCUCACUCACUUUCGAUUCGAGGUGGGCGUUUCAAAUGCCUUCAGAAUUUGUGCCAAAUUGCUGCGCCGGAACCUUAGGGAGUGCCAAAGUAUUAUGCCUUUUGGGCGAUUUUGGCGUGCCUUUGAGUUUGGGAUAAUUGUUUUAUAUAUACUCUGAUGGCGCCCAGCCGAAGGAAAAGCGCCAGUAAGGCGGCUGCUGCGGCUGCCGCUCGCCGCCAAUGGAAAGUCGGCGAUCUUGUCCUCGCUAAAGUCAAAGGUUUCCCUGCUUGGCCUGCUACGGUAAGUGAGCCUGAGAAGUGGGGCUAUUCAUCUGAUUGGAAGAAAGUUAUGGUUUACUUUUUUGGAACACAGCAAAUAGCAUUCUGUAAUCCUGCUGAUGUUGAAGCAUUUACAGAAGAGAAGAAACAAUCUCUUUUGACCAAACGUCAGGGGAAGGGUGCAGAUUUUGUUCGUGCAGUCCAGGAAAUUAUUGACAGUUAUGAGAAGUCAAAGAAGCGGGAUCAAGUUGAUAACUAUAAUUCUGCUGAUGGAGUUACUCAGGCAAAUUGUGGGAACUCAGGGGACUCAUCUGUGUCAAAGGAUCUGACUGACACUUGUGAGGCAACCGAGAUUGCUCUAGCUGAUGCAAGAAUUGAUGCUCUGCAUGAAAAAGAAUCAGUCUCGGAACAACCUUUAGAUACAUUACUGGUUAAAGAAGAACCUAUUUUGACCACAUACUCGUCAAGAAAAAGAUCUGGAAUCGUACAAUGUCAAAAAUCUAUUGGACAGCAGAAGGCAUCACCGGUUCAAAGAGGUAGAAGCUCAACAAGGGUGGAAUCCUCUAGAUUCCAGAACUUUAUGAUGUCAUCUAAUGAUGGUAGGUGUGUCUCUAAUGUAUCAGCAAAUGUGAUUCAGAAUGGAUCCCAAAGGAGGAAAAAACAAAUCAGGAAGUCUACAGAUGCAUCUGAGUGCGAUGAUGUGGACUUACCUGUGUUAAUGCUGAAUGGUAGAAUUGAUGAAAAUGGGUCUGAUAUUGCCACUUUUGAUUCUGAUGCGGGUAGUUUUAAUGAUGGCAGCUCUAUGGAUUGUAGUUGUAAACCUGAACACCCUGGGACUGUUGUUGAGUGUUUGGAGGGAGAUGCUGAGUUGAGCAACGGGCUUGAUUUCCAAAUAAAGGCUCUCGUCAUUAAGAGAAAAAGGAAACCAUUUAGAAAGCUGGUGAACAUUGAUCCUGCUGAGCCUCUUGCAGAAGCAGAUCUGAGUUUAGGAAUCAGUAAUACGAGACAAAAUUUGCAGAAUACUUGUGAUAAUUUAAAUGAGAGAUAUUCCAAAGAUGAUGGAGAUGAGCACCUACCGUUGUUGAAAAGAGCAAGGGUUCGCAUGGGCAAACUGUUAGCUGCCGAUGAGUUUGUUAGUUCGUCACCAAUGGAAGAAAAGCCUAUUAGUGAAGGCACUGUCAAUUUAUUGCAUUUGCAGCAGAUGAGUCCAUCAAGCAGUGACAAUGAUUCUCCUACUGAGAGAGACUCUUUGUCGUUGAAGGGUGCUUUGAUUAAUGUAUCACCUUCAAAAGGUGACAGUGAAGUUCAAGGGAGUAGGCUGGAAUCCAUGAAAGUUUUAAGAAAUCAGUUAGGGUGUUUGGCAGGCGGUGAAGCUGCCUUGCCUCCAUCUAAACGCCUCCAUCGUGCUUUGGAAGCUAUGUCAGCUAAUGCUGCUGAUGAAGAUCAGGCAAUUGCUGAACUUUCUGCAACCAUGAAAACAUUAGAUGAUGAAAGUCACGACUCUCUGUUGAGUUCUCAUGUAACUGUUGAAGACAAAGAAGCUAAUGUGUUGGAGGAACAUGGCAGGGAUUUGAUUGCUAAUAGUGAUUCUGGCAUGUUUUUCGUAUCAAACUCGAUGCCUUCAGAUAAGUUUGUUGAAUCUUCUGUGGAACCACUUGUUUGCUGUCAACCUGUGAAGAGUCCUAAGAAUCAAAAGCAUGUACUAGAUGAGGAUGUCUUUGUGGAGCCUAUGAACCAUGUUAGUUGUAAUACUCAUAACAGCCAAUGUUUAGACCAUUCAUCCCCUAAUCCUGAGAAAAGCCAAGCUACUUUCAGAUCUAAUUGUGGUUCUUUAUAUCAAAAGUUCACUUCAAAUGAUGAUUUGGAUGCUGAACCUGCUGGCUUGAGCAAUUUCGGGGCUGAAAAUCCUGAUGAACAGUUUAAUACUUCAGAACAUGCUGACAUGAGUUCUGAUCCUGUCACUGUGACUGGGAAAACUUGUAAAGUUUCUCCUCAAGAUGGCUCCAAAAGUGAGCCACUGAAGUCUCAAAUUAAUGACAGCAGCUUAGUCAACAGCAUGCAUGAGGUUGAGGAAGAGUUUCAACCUGAAAUGAGGCAGAAGACAACUUCUAGUUUGAAUCUUGAUGACAACUCAGACAAGGAUGUUGCGGGUGCCCAGUUAAGUCCAUGUUCAGCUGAUGGAGUAGAUUCUCCUGCGCGGGUCUCUCCUUCAAAUGCCUCUCUUUGUCAUGUUUCUACCUCAGAUAGUGCUAGUAUUGUUCAUAGCAAUGGGUAUUGUAGUCCAAAUGUCCAUUUGUGUCCCAACAAAGUUUUAUCUGUUUCAAAUGCUGACGAUGAAGCCAAAGCUGAUUCUGUGACCUUUGAAAGACCAAAAUCUGUCAGUAAGUGCAGUACUUACACUGAUGCACAAGCUGUUCUGUCGUCUUUUGAAAAUAUGCUUGUGAUCUUAACGAGGACAAAGGAGAGCAUUGCUCGUGCAACACGAAUAGCAAUUGAUUGUGCCAAAUUUGGUGUCUCUGCUAAUAAGGUUGUGGAAAUUAUUGCUCGAAAUUUGGAGAGGGAGUCGAGCUUACACAAAAGGGUGGAUUUGUUCUUUCUUGUGGACUCCAUUACUCAGUGCUCCCGGGGUUUGAAAGGUGAUGUUGGUGAUAUCUACCCUUCAGCUAUUCAAGCAGCACUUCCUCGUCUACUCAACGCUGCAGCUCCCCCUGGACCUAAUGCACAGGAAAAUCAUCGGCAAUGCUUGAAGGUUUUGAGACUUUGGUUGGAAAGAAGAAUCCUUCCAGAAUCUGUUGUUCGGCACCAUAUACGAGAACUUGAUUCACUUAGUGUUUCAUCUUCUGGUGGUGUCUUUUCUCGUCGUUCAGCUAGAACAGAGAGAGCUUUGGAUGAUCCUAUUAGAGACAUGGAGGGUAUGCUUGUUGAUGAGUAUGGCAGCAAUUCAAGUUUUCAGCUCCCCGGAUUUUGCAUGCCUCGAAUGCUCAAUGAGGAGGAUGAGGGUAGUGAUUCUGAUGGAGAAAGUUUUGAGGCUGUCACUCCAGAGCACUAUUCUGGAGGUCCUGAAGAACAAGAGGCAAACCCUGCAAGUGAAAAGCGCAGACAUAUUUUGGAAGAUGUUGAUGGUGAACUUGAAAUGGAGGAUGUUGCUCCUGAGAUUGAAAUGAGUUCAACUAGUUGUGCUGCUGGAAUCAAUACUGCACAAACUUUGCAAGAGCAUUGUGAUCAGCAUUUUCCAUUGCCAUUUGCCCCACCUUUACCUCACGAUGUGCGUCCGUCAUCACCACCACUGCCAUCAUCUCCACCUCCGCCACCCCCUCCACCGCCUCCUCUUCCUCCACCCAUCCCUCGUCCUAUUUCUGGUCCCUACACAAACAAUGUUGAUUCAACAAUUCAUACAAGUAUACAGGAAAGGCAGGAUGAUUUGAGAUCUAUGGUUCCACCGUCAGUUGCACCCAGAAUCGAUUCAACAGUGUGCACCAAUACAGUCCAAUAUAAUGGUCCUGAUCCUAGAAAUCCUCCUGUUAUGCAGGUUUCAGAUUGUAAUACUGCUUUUAACAGUUGCCCAGUGCCUCCAGUGAAUAACAUCCAACAACCUGAUGGCCAGAACUUUCACAAUGCCUACCCUCCACAGCCUCUCCUUCCUGCACCUACAAAUCAGUUUGCAUAUGUUAAUUCAGCCCCGCAUGUGAAUUUGAUGAGGGAUGCACCUCCUCCAUACACUGACAGAUACUCUUCACUAAACUUCGAUGGUGCAAAUUAUUAUCACAGCCAUGAGAGAAUGAACCUGGCCCCAAAUGAACCUAGAGAAAGCUGGAGGUAUCCUCCACCACCUUUCUCUGGACCCUGGUAUGCUGAUAACGCCAAUUCAUCGUAUGGCCAUGGCCAUGGUUCUUAUGGUGGGCCCCAAUGUGAGCCAACAAGGUUUCCAAACGAGGGAUGGGGCUUCCGCCCUCCUCCAAUGGAUCACAGAAACUUCUUUCCUGGCAGACCACCUGCAGAAGGUAUGGUUCCCAUUGGAUCAAGAGGUUCACAUUUCUCCUGUGAGAUUGUGGUUUAAGUUGGACAAAGCUCUCUCUCUCUAUCUAUCUUCUUGCAUUUGGCAGCCAAGAUGACCUAAUAUUAAUCAGUUGCUUUAAUUGGUAUUAAAACCCCCUUUUUCUUUUGGCAUGGGUUCUGCGGCUUGUUGAAAACAGCUGGGAGUUUUUGCAUGCAAUGAACCGAUAAUAGGAUGAGUUGAGCCGAAGAUGAGCGUGUCAGCAUUGCUGAUUCUGGUUUUGUAAAUAUGUAAAAUCUACCACCGGGCAGGACAGUAUGAUUGGGAGAGUUAGGCUAUCAUCGUGUAUCAAAAUUUUAUUUUGUUUUUGUUUCUUUUUGCAUAAUUUAUUCUCGAUCAGCGCCCCAAUUAAAGACCUUUAGCAAUUUUUUAAUCGGGCCAUUCCCUCUUGACCUUUUUUUCCCUAUACUUGGUUGUAACAGUACUAUUUUAUUAAUACAGUGGCAGGCAGGCAGAGUUUCAAUGGAUGAA
Messenger RNA from Gossypium raimondii (Peruvian cotton), 5102 nucleotides. Its product is annotated as protein HUA2-LIKE 3. Gene Ontology annotation, molecular function: double-stranded DNA binding; transcription coregulator activity. The transcript is spliced from 12 exons. Gene Ontology annotation, cellular component: nucleus. The coding region runs from base 477 to 4634 and encodes 1385 amino acids. NCBI's taxonomy places the organism in Eukaryota, Viridiplantae, Streptophyta, Magnoliopsida, Malvales, Malvaceae. The record is from RefSeq and is a predicted model, not a curated record. Gene Ontology annotation, biological process: regulation of transcription by RNA polymerase II.